AUGGAACCAUGCACCGGAGAGACCGCUGAAUUCGCAAAAGAAGAUAAUAUGAGUAGUCCCAUUUCAGUGAUGAUUUCCGACCCACGAGUCUUUGAUUGCUGCAUUUGUUUUCAACCUUUGAGUACUCCCGUAUUUCUGUGUGGUAAUGGUCAUAUUGUUUGCUCUACAUGCUGUGAUAAACUUGGGAAAGUGUGUGACAAGUGCUCAAAUCGCAUUGGUUUAAAAAGUUUUAGAGCCUUUGACAAUCUAUUGCAAUCUAUCAAGAUGUCUUGCUCAAAUGAAAAACAUGGAUGCAAGAAGACAAUAAGUUUCAGUGAUAAGAGGAAACAUGAAGAUGAAUGCAUCUAUGAGCCAUGUUACUGUCCCUUUUCUGGUUGUGAAUUUGUUGCCUCAUCGGAAUUGUUGUCCAAUCAUUUCAGCCAUAAACAUGGGGAUUCUCUAAUCAAAUUUUCUUAUGGUCACUCCUUCAUUGUCUCCUUGAAAUCUAAUGAUGAAGUCACUGUUCUUCAAGAAAAAGCUAAUGGGAAACUAUUUAUUCUAAACAAUAGUACUACGGUUAUCGGAAAUGCAAUCAAUAUUUGUUUCAUCGGUCCUAAAUUUUCAAUGGCCAAGUAUGCUUAUACUAUAUCAGCAAGGUUCGAAAAAUGCAACCUGAAGUUAAAGUCCUCCUCAAAGAAUGUCCAGCGGGUUGAUUUAACAACUCUUUCACCUCCGUUUCUUCUAAUUCCAUUUGGUUAUUUUGGCUCUUCCAAACUUCUCAAUUUAAAAGUUUUCGUAAUCCCCGAGAUACAAAUCUUUAUAAAUAGACCGCUUGAACAGAUGAUGAUCUCCUUGAAGGUGGAGAGUUCAGACACAAUAGGCAAUGUGAAAGUGAAGAUUUUGAACAAGGAAGGGAUCCCCGUGGAUCAGCAAAACCUGAUCUUUGCCAAAAAGCAACUACAUGACAACGGCACCAUCGCGGAUUACAACAUCCAAGAGAAUUCAAUCCUUCAACUCAUUUCCAAACCAUCAUUUUAA
Molecule: messenger RNA, 1017 nt
Organism: Vicia faba (fava bean)
Lineage: Eukaryota; Viridiplantae; Streptophyta; Magnoliopsida; Fabales; Fabaceae
Source: the annotation of a GenBank genome assembly